Symbiodinium sp. CCMP2592 is the source of this 1899-nucleotide messenger RNA. The record is from the annotation of a GenBank genome assembly. Lineage: Eukaryota; Dinophyceae; Suessiales; Symbiodiniaceae.
AUGGAGGAUGAACCCGAAGAUCCCCAUGUGAACCGAGAUGAGCUGUUCCAUAUUGUGAGAGAUGGCGACUAUGCUGAUGCCAAGACGGCCCUAGCAAAGGCAGAUAUGGCUUGGCGGCAUACAGCUCUGCAACAAAACUUCUUGUUCUUUAUUGCGGCACGGCGCCGCCGGGGAUCCGAAUUAUUAGCAAGGCAGUGUAUCGAAAUGGGCGUCAAUCUAGAGGAAGUAGAUGUGCAUGGGCAGACGCCUCUGUUUUGGGCUGCAGCCCGCGGCAAUUUGGUCAUAGUGAAAUUCUUGCUUAAUCUUGGGUUUGAAGUGAACUUUCGCGACAAGGCCAGGAAGACUGCUCUCUUCUUUGCCAUUGAGAAGAAUCACAUGGACGUGGUCGACUACCUGAUCGAACGUUCUGCCUCUAUAUGGGUUCGGGCCUCCGACGGCAAGACACCACAGUUGAUGCUAAAGGCAUUGAAUCACAAGGCCCCCAGCAGGAAAAGGGAGUUGGUGUCGCCAACACCGACUUUCACGUGUCCGGGCGCGGCAACACGGAGCCGUUUUGCCCAGUGGGAAUGGGCCGGGGCCCAGGAGGAGACUGAGCCACUGAUUGAAAAAAAGGAGGACAAGGUGCUCGUGGAGAACGCGCAGUACUACGUGUGUGCAUCAACGACAGGGUGUUCGAAGCGCCUCCGCCGCUCGGAGCGGGAGUUUGUUGGAGAUCAUGCUCAUCUCCAUCAACAGGAGACCUGGUACAGCAGCUUGACUCCUGAGAAUUCUGCGGCGCUCGUGAACGUGAGCAUGGGAGACGAAAAAGCACAUGAGAAGGUCAUUGACGAGUUGGCGCAGGGAUCACGGCCUCGUGCCUUCACGCUGGCAGCAGUGUCGCAACAGACUCGCACACUCGCUGGUUACGUGUAUGCAUCUUUCACGGACGAGACGUUGAAGAUCGGCCAAGUCAAAGUGGACCGGCCCCAUCAAGAACGGGGACUAGGCGGUCUGCUACUCAAAGCGGCCGAGAAGCGAGCACAGAACUUGGGAGCAUCCAUCUCGAAAGUGAAACUCACGGUCCUCGAAACCAACAAAGGGGCUCAAAGAUGCUAUGCAAAGUCGGGGUUCAAGGUUACCACGACAUACUCGUCAAGUUUUCCACCGUGCGCUUGCGAAGCUAAGCGAAUCGCUUGCCACCAUGAAAAGAUCCGGUGGUACAACAUGGAGAAAGCUUUGCCUGACAACACGGUCUUUGCUGGCCCAACACCGAGCCUGGAGCCAAAGAGCAAGAACGCCUUGGAAAUGCGGCAGGCGAUCAUGACGGUGGAGAAACAGAUUCUGAAGGAGUUUGGAUUCGCCAUGUCAACCUUCCUACAGCCGCCCCACAGGUACCUUCUGCAGUUCCUGCGGCGCAUGAUGCCAGGGAAGGCUGUGGGCGAGUUUGCGCAGACAUCCUGGAACUACUUGAACGACUCCUUUCGCACCACACUUUGCUGCGAGUAUCAACCGCACGAGAUCGCUGCAGCCAGUAUCUUCCUGGCCGCAGACAAGUUAGGGAUAGAGCUUCCAAGCCAGCCUCCCUGGUGGAAAGACUGCCACACGCGAUACGAGGAUAUGGCGCACAUCGCGACCACCAUUACCGAUCUGUACAGGCAGCCAGCUCCUCGGCUCCUUUUCGUGCAUGGGAAGAUGCAGGACCCCACGGAUGUCCCUACCUUUAUGCGCUCACCCUCUGACGAUGGGUCUGGCAGUGGUCUUCGCGCCUCCGCCAACGAAGGCCGACAGUCAGACCCCGAGGAUCGGGCAUCACCGGAGCCCCAGGUGGCUCGGAGGAGUCGCAGCCGGAGCCCCGCAGCUCCAAAGCGGGUUGUGCGGCUCACUCUUGGGGGGCCUCGCAGCACCCAGCGCCCGCGGUGA